CAGCCAUGCAGCAGGAGCUUCUUUUCAAAGUCCUGGUCAUUGGAGACUUAGGAGUGGGGAAGACGUCCAUAAUCAAGCGGUACGUGCAUCAGAUCUUCUCCCAGCACUACCGAGCCACCAUUGGGGUGGACUUCGCCCUGAAGGUGUUGCAGUGGGACAGUAACACUGUGAUCCGGCUACAGCUGUGGGAUAUUGCAGGACAGGAGCGGUAUGGGAACAUGACUCGUGUCUAUUACCGGGAGGCGGUGGGAGCACUGGUGGUGUUUGACGUGACGAGGGCCUCAACGUUCGACGCCGUGCUGAAGUGGAAGGAUGACCUGGACUCCAAGGUGACACUGAACCAUGGGAGGCCAGUUCCAGCUGUACUCUUGGCCAACAAGUCAGACCAGCUGGUUUCCCAGCAACCCAAACUCGACGUCUUUUGCAGGGAGAACGGCUUCGUCGGAUGGUUUGAGACUUCUGCAAAGGAAAACACAAACAUUGAGGAGGCAGCCCGCUGCUUGGUAGAGCACAUUCUGAGAAACGAGGAGAGUCUAGUGACAGAGCGAGAACCUGGCUCGCUCAUCCUGUCUGGAUGCACUACGACAUCAAAGCAGCAUCUCGGCUGCUCCUCGUGUUCAAAAUGGUAACGUCUGACAUCAACAGGCGACCAAGACGGGAAGGCCACGAGAAAUGUUUGACUCAGGGACCGCUUUAAGAAAAAUUCUGGCUCAGAGUGAUAGAUUUGAUUUUAAAAACAUCUUAAAAGUGUUUAAAGUUUAUGAAGUUCUGUGGAUAUCAAAUGUGAUUUGUAUUACUUUAUUUCUUUAUUCAUUUUUGGGGGUUUUUUUUGUCCCUCCACACAAACUUAAACAAUCUUAGAAAUCAAAACACUAAAAAAAAAAGAAAAAAAAGUUGGUACAUGCAGUUUUUAUUAUUGGCACUUUCUGCAUGCUUCUUUAACUUGCUUUGAAUCGACAGCGUGACACUGAUAUUUGAACUGACAGGUCUCUGUGGCACUUUUAUUCUGACGCUUAUGUAACAUGAAAAAUAAUUCCAAACUUUGAUGUUUUUGCCUGCAGUGUGAACACAGACACGAAAACAUGAAUCUUCCUUGCGUUAUUUGCACUUUUCCUCGACCUACGUUUCUAUCUGUGAUUAACCGCUCGCUAAAAAUGUCAACUUCAUGAAUACUGCAUUGUGAGCUUGAGAUACAUAAAAGCAGCUGCUCAGCUUUGGAUAACAUAUAGACUGGGAACUGGGAAAACAGCCUGACUCAGGGAGGGGCUUCAUACUGUUCAACCCUGCUGCUUGAAGCACUAAUACUGACCUCAACUCAGCUGGGACGAGAAGUCAUAUACAAUCUCUUUGCAUAUGACUCGGUAGCAUUAGCAAUUUAUAGCAAACACACUGUGUUGGCUAUGUUUUUUAAUAGGAUUUUCAAGGACCUACAUCACUCUCUUUUGUAUAUGGAUUUGAGUGAACAUUUAAUAUUGGGUGGGCCACAUGGGAUUUUCUGUUUUUUAAGUGAGCACCACACUCUUGGCUUCAGAAAUAACUGCUGUAUGGGAAUGAAAUCUCUUUGCAACAGCUAUCGCCACCUCGUGGCUUCAGAUAGAAGGCAGGUUUAAGAUACUUUCCUAUUGGCUUAAUUUUUCCAACCCCAAAAUCAGCUCGAUGUUUUAUAUUGUCUAUGGGCGCGCUUGGUCUAAUAUCCACUGCCAAGCCAAUGGAUGUCGUGCAUCAACAGUGCCUCUAUGAUAAGGCUCAGAUAUUUGAGGCGAUAAGCCCAGAGCAGAGGCGGGCAAUUAAUUUUCCCACCGGAAUCACAUGAGAAGCUGGAACUGCUGUGGAGGGCCACACCAAUCAGCUUGUAGAGAUAUGAAAUUAAUACUGAGCAGAAUUCAGCUCGUCUUAUUGGUGCAGCUGCAGUUUAUCAUGUGGCCCCUGUGGGAAAAUUAAUUGCCCACUGGUGGCCCAGAGGAAUAAUAAUAAUAAUAACAAUCAUAACAAAGAAUUUAGCCAACAAUAACACUAAGUGGGAUUUUUUUGCUUUGCACCAAUCUCAUUGAAUAUAUUUUUCUUCUACACUGCAUCAUGAGCUGAUGAAGUGGAAAAUCUGUUCUGGCACAGUGCUGAGGAAACUAAACAAGAAUCCUUUGCAGUCAGGAAUAAACAGAGAAGUAUCAGGGACCCUGGAGGGGAGACAGUUUAGCAGAUAUGGCCACUAAAAGGACCAUUCAAUUAGCUGAUAAGAUACUAAAGACUGUUUCUGAAUUCAUUAAUUAGAAACAGCAGUAAGAAUAAAACAAUUAAGACAUCUGUGGGUCCUCCAGUGCUCUGCCUCUUCCUGAUAUACUGAUGGAUAUUCAGUCGGGUGCUAAUUUACAUUUGUUGUCUGUAUUUUAAAUGUGGUUUCAGUGAAGAAUCUCAUUUUUGCAGUAUUUCACUCUUAACUUUCACCACAAACUCUUGGCUCUGUUGUUCAAAUGGGACAUUUUCUUCAGCUCGAAAAUCAAUUUCUUGCCAGUCCAAUAAAAAAAUGUGGUAUGUGCUACUCUUCUUCUGCACAGCCGCUUUUGUUGAGCUUGUUUUGUGUGUUAUUUGAAGGUCCAUGUUUUCAAAUUAGGCAUCUGUUUUAUAUUUUUCUUCACUGCCUUUGAUGUGCAAUAGCACGGCCUUGAGAAUAAAGCCAUUUGUCUGCA
This is a messenger RNA of Pelmatolapia mariae (spotted tilapia), 2684 nucleotides long. It is a transcript of the gene rab38c, whose product is annotated as RAB38c, member of RAS oncogene family. Gene Ontology annotation, cellular component: late endosome; lysosome; trans-Golgi network. Gene Ontology annotation, molecular function: GTP binding; GTPase activity. Gene Ontology annotation, biological process: endosome to lysosome transport; phagosome-lysosome fusion. The transcript has 4 exons. Bases 6 to 629 code for a protein of 207 amino acids. Lineage: Eukaryota; Metazoa; Chordata; Actinopteri; Cichliformes; Cichlidae. The record is from RefSeq and is a predicted model, not a curated record.